Messenger RNA from Glossina fuscipes, 4250 nucleotides. RefSeq names its product exostosin-1 (gene ttv). The record is from RefSeq and is a predicted model, not a curated record. The coding region runs from base 474 to 2804 and encodes 776 amino acids. The transcript is spliced from 4 exons. Gene Ontology annotation, molecular function: acetylglucosaminyltransferase activity; glucuronosyltransferase activity. Gene Ontology annotation, cellular component: membrane; Golgi apparatus. NCBI's taxonomy places the organism in Eukaryota, Metazoa, Arthropoda, Insecta, Diptera, Glossinidae.
UUUAUAUUGUAUAUUGUGGCUUGAUUGUAAAUCUUUUAUAAAAAACGUAAAAACUUUUCUUUUUUGUACAAUUUCUAAAGAAUCAUUAAACGUAUUGAAAUAACUGGAAGGAGACAUUUGAUUACUGUGAUUGUUAGAACUUUUGCAUACGCUGAAUGUAAGCAUCUUAACAUAUUUGCCGACUCAAAUGUGUGGAAAUGGCUUAAAAAAGAAAAUUUUAUAUACAAUACCAAAAUGCACAGUCGGAAUAGUUGCGGUAGACAAGGGAAACAUUUUCUGUGCUCAAACCUCCUCUGUGAUGAAAGUAUAUUAGGAAGCUUUUUGGCGGAGCAAUCUAAAGUGAAAUAUAAUCAGAAGAGCAUGACAAGUGACUGCUUUGGUUACAAUGAUAAAUAACUAACUUUCCCUGGCCUCUACGUGCACUUUUCCCACCUCUAUCGCGCACAUCCUAUUCCCACGAAAUUAGCAGAAAUAUGCAAGCAAAAAAGCGAUACAUUCUGGUCUUUGUUUCCUGCGCAUUUUUAGCUUAUUGUUACUUUGGUGGCUACCGGCUGAAAACGGUGCCAUAUCAUAACCGUGUUUCUCGACUUGAUCCAAUGCUCUCAUCAUCUGUUCAGAAUGACAACGACUUUCCUGGACAUUUAAUCAAUUACAUGUUGCCGGCCUCUGCAAAAGACGGAAUGGGCCCUUUAAAUGAGGAUGUGGUUGAAGCUGCUUUAAAAACACGUAACGCUUUUCUAUCGGUUUCGAAUUCCAAACUGCGAGUUCAAGGACACCUGGCUGAUUUUGCACAGCUUCCAUGUCGAAUGGAUAAUUGUUUUGAUUUUAGCAAAUGUUACGACGAAUUUUUGGUCUAUGUUUACCCACCUGAACCUCUGAACUCCUUGGGCGCAUCACCUCCGAUUUCAUCGAAUUAUCAAAAGAUAAUAACAGCAAUUCAAGAGUCUCGUUAUUAUACCACAGACCCCAGACGGGCGUGCAUCUUUGUUUUAGGUAUUGAUACGUUAGAUCGUGACUCUCUUUCUGAGGAUUAUGUGAGAAACGUACCUUCUCGUCUGGCCCGUUUAUCUUAUUGGAAUAAUGGCAAAAAUCAUGUUAUUUUUAAUCUCUAUUCGGGCACAUGGCCUGAUUAUGUAGAAAAUUCGCUUGGUUUUGAUACCGGUGAAGCUAUACUUGCAAAAGCCAGUAUGAGUGUGCAACAAUUACGCCCAGGAUUCGAUAUCAGCAUUCCAUUAUUUCACAAGCAAUUCCCACUGCGUGCUGGGUCUACCGGUCUAGCGGUUUCGAUGAAUUUCCCGUUGAACAAAAAAUAUCUACUUGCUUUUAAAGGCAAACGAUAUAAAGCUUGCAGACGUUUCAGUAAUGGGCUCUAUGCUGCAGACACCAUUGCAAGUAACGCACACACAACGUAUGCGGACAUGUCCUUGAUAUAUUGGAAAGGUUUCUUCAAAAUUUCGAAGAAGCGCCUUAUUUAUUUCCAGAAAACUGUUUUAAUAUAUAUGUAUCUCCUGGCGCUCUGCAUUAUCUAUCAACAUAAUUAUAGCUGUGAAUGUAGGUCUACAAAUCAAGAUAUGAGGAUACAGCGUCGUUUUAUGUGGAAACAAAUGGACGGUGCGGUUGAUGGUUUUCUUAGUCAUAUGAUAUCCAGAACCCGCGUUGUGAAGAAUGUUGUUGGAAGUUAUGUGUCGAAAGAAAAUUCUACAAAGAGCGCCCUUGAUUAUUUGCCGAUCGAAACUACCAGGAUAAAAUAUAUCUUCAGAAAUCCACUUACGAAGGAAACCAAAGUAAUAAACAUGCGGCCUUCGAAGAAAUUCAUUAAAUUUUCAGCAUUUGGCUCGAACCCGUUGGCAGCGAGCAGUUAUAAAGUUACCAGUAUCAGUCCACAAAAGCUUCGCCAAAUAGAAAGGGAGCAAGAAUUAAUAGCCGAAGGCCAUAUCAAUAAACUAGAAGAUAACAACUUUGCUGUAAAUAGAAGCUCAGCCAAUAAGGUCCCGCGUAAAAAACAGGAUCACACUAUUACAAUUAGUCGCGAGAAUAAUACCAUCCGUGAACAUACAGAUAACUGGGAACCAAUUAUCGAACCUGCAACGAGUCACUACUUCUCUUCUACUUUUAAACCUAGUAAGAAGGCUUUGUUACAUACUAGUGUUGUCGAAGAGCUACCGCCACAGCCAGAAAAAUUUUUUUAUAGCCCUACCCAAAAUCCUAAUGAAAUUAAGCAAGGAAAUAAAUCUAUUAUAGCUCAUUCUUAUGAAGUUACCGAAAAUGUUGUGGAGGAAACGGUAAAUCAGCCAGUUACUUAUGAUCACCAUAGUCAUCCUGAAUUCAUGCUACGUACAGGAUCUGAUGUAACAGUUACCACUUUAUACCAAAAUACAAAUAGAGAUUUCACGCAGAGAAUAUUUGAAAGACAUAAGGAAAAACUUCAUUUCACGUCAACUGAGAGACCUAGCUACUCGACUAUGUUCCUUGAUAUUGUCAGGAAACAUUCCGAAAAGUCGAGCAAUGCAACAAUGAAUUUGCCCUCAGAGAAUAUUCCGUUAAAUCUAACUAAGCAUGUUGAUUUAAGAUCUGCGUCUACCAGAAGACGGGAACGGGAAAAACCAAAACAGCAUGCGAGCCAUUACCAAAGUUCUAUUGGGAUUGUAGAGAACAGAAAAAAGAUUGGUAUGCAAAAACCAUUAACUACCAAUAGCACUUUUCAAAAAACUAUUCGUACCAAUAUUUCAAACGCAAAUAAUGAAUACGAUCGGCAGAGAGGAUCAGUGAAAUUUAAUAAUAAAAUCGCUAUUGAGGAAUUUUAAUUGUAAUUUUUCAAAUUAUGAAAUAUAAAUGAAAAAACCAACCAUGAAAGCAUAAGACUAUAAUUACAGUUUUUCACAAAACAUUAAUAACUGCCAGUUAACCGUUUUUAAAAAAAAGAAUUCUUUUUUGGAUUAACCGCUUGAAAAAUCAGCCAUGCUCAUAUGUGCUCGACUGUUUCUUGGCUUUUGCUGUAGGUAGCAAUAUUCAGCAAGGAAGUUCUAUGUAUCUAAUAUAAUUCUAUGUAUGAAUUCAGCGAUAAUAUUGAGAAAUAUCUGGAAUAACGAUGUCGAACAUAAAGGAAAAUACAAUGAGAACUAUAAAAUUGCUAACCAUUUCUUUCGCCAUUGUCAUUCAUGAACAUCAUCCAACAAGGGAAUCAUUUAUAAACUAAGCUUGACAGGUUGAAAAGUUGUCACGUAGAUGGGUUAAGAUAUUUUGAAAAUCUGUUCACUGUACCUUAGUCGAUGUUCCGCACAUGAAUCCCAUUAAAAUAAAUUCUACUACCAAAAAAAAAAAAACAAAUAAAUAAAUAAAAAAAAUUUUUCUGAUUGUCUUACGGAAUUUUCCGUUCAAAAACAUAGAUAUGGUUAUAUAAAAGCUCCACUACAACAGGUCGAAAUCAAAUAAGCGUGCUGGAUUAUUUGGGUUAGUUCUAAUUCAUAACACUUCACUUAAUAAGUUCGCAACAUAACAUAUAUACAUCGGCAUUAUUGACAAAUCCAUAUGCUUUUUAGGCAGUACCAACUCUCCAAAAUUUCAUUCUGAACACUAGUUUACAAGCGUUUUUUGAUUCUUUGGACGGCAGUCGAUUUUAUUUUGAACCAAACCAAAAAUGUUUUAAAUAUCGGUAGAUAUUUGAAUUUUCGUUGUUAAAAAAAAUAAAUAAAGAUUUAGUCUAAAAAUGCAACGAAAUAAGUUCGUUUAAAAAAUGCUAUUUCAGUAAACUACAAUUGGUGAUCCUCUGAAAUAAGAAAAUGAUCGUGAGGGCUCCUUUUAUUGCUGUUUAUUUAUUUAAUGAGAGAGAGAUGUCUUAUAAGCUACUAGCAACUCAUAAAGAAAGUAAAGCAACGACAGCUGUUUACCUAGAAAUAUAAAUAACUAUAACAAACAUCAUUGAAUGAACGCUAUUGAAAAGUGAUGUCAAAUAGUUUGGCGGUAUCUACAAACGCGUCUGAAAGCAAUAGUCCUGUGAAUUACAAAAUCAUUUACAGUUUUGAAGUUUAAAAUUUUGUGAAAAAUGGUAUGCAAAGAAAAAUGUAUAUAACGCCCACAACUACGUCUCACAAAACGCAAUUGAUAACACGUAAUAAUAACCGAAGUAUCGCUCCAAAUGUUGACAUUACAUCACCUUCAUAAUCGACCAUCGUCCAUAACGUAGAACAUUUUUAAUGUAUACACAAAAAAAAAAAAUUGUGUAUGAUCGAUCAUUCGUUCUUAAGGUAUUA